Lolium rigidum is the source of this 831-nucleotide messenger RNA. RefSeq lists its product as uncharacterized. NCBI's taxonomy places the organism in Eukaryota, Viridiplantae, Streptophyta, Magnoliopsida, Poales, Poaceae. The coding region runs from base 56 to 613 and encodes 185 amino acids. The transcript has 2 exons. The record is from RefSeq and is a predicted model, not a curated record.
CGAGCCAGCGCUUCUUCAGACCUCUCCCCACCUCGCCUCAGCGCAGAGAGAAGCAAUGGCGUCCAUCAUCGUGCAGGUCUCCGCGCUCCUCCUCAACCUCAUCGCCUUCGGCCUCGCCGUCGCCGCCGAGCAGCGCAGGAGCAAGGCCACGGUGACGCCCGACCUGGUCAAGGAGUACGACUACUGCGUCUACAACUCCGACAUCGCCACCGGCUACGGCGUCGGCGCGCUACUCCUACUCACCGCCGCGCAGGUCCUCGUCAUGCUCGCCAGCAAAUGCUUCUGCUGCGGACGCGGGCUCAAGCCGGGGGGCUCACGAGCAUGCGCCCUCAUGCUAUUCCUCUUCUCAUGGUUGACCUUCCUCAUCGCAGCGUCAUGCUUGCUAGCAGGAUCAGUCCGUAAUGCGUACCACACCCGGUACAGGGGCAUCUUUGGCGGCAACCCUCUCUCCUGUGAGACGUUGCGCAAGGGUGUCUUCGCCUCGGGUGCAGCCUUCACCUUUUUCACGGCCAUCCUGAGCGAGUUCUACUACAUCAGCUACUCCAGAUCCAGGGAUGCUGCUGGUGGCGCCCCAUAUGGCGGCUCGAGCAUCGGCAUGGGACCUUACAACUAAGGAGCUUGGUGAGGUUUAUGCUAUAUGAUUCAAUCCGUUUCAGGGUUGAUCGGGUAGUCCAUCGUGGAGUGCAGUGUUCUUGUUAACAUUACAGUGGUAGUUACGUGUAAUUGGGUUUACUGCUUUCACUAGGUUAUCGUACGAGGUUAUUUGGUCGGGCUGCAUACUAUUUGGAUUAUUGGAUUGGAUUCUCGACAUGGAAUACGCUCAUUUGGUCA